CUGUCAGUUCUGCGUUCAUCCAGGAGAGGGUACCAAGCAGGGUGGUUGUGCUUUCAAUCAAGGAAAAUAAAGAACAAAUGGAAUACAAAAUCACGGAGUUUCUUGCGAUUCUAGCCUAUAGUUUAUACAAGGAUCGUGUGAAUACAUGGUCUCCGAAGGCGUUGUUUUUGCGGUAACAUCUGACAGUCAGCUCGGCCUUUGGUUUCGCUUUCGACUUGCGACAUAAUAUUCAGAUGAAUGAAUGCGUCAAGAAGAGCGUAUGGCGAAUACAUGAUGGCUGUUCCCUUUUCUUGAUCUCUCCCUGGACAUGCUCUAUCUGUCACAAGCUAUAUGCGAAUAACGCCAAACAGUGUUUUAAAAUAAAAACGUUCCCCAAACAUUUGUAUCGACGUAGACGUGAGUAGGACUACUCAAGACAAUGGCACUACUGCAGGGUAAACCUCGGACAAUCACUGGUGACUUCUUAUUCAGUCAACAAGAACUAGUCUCUGAUGCCGCCUCAAAUAACAACAACGACACAGCAAAAGAGAAGAAAGUCUCCAAGAUACCAAGCCGCUGUGAGCUAAACUGUAAAGUAGGAUCUCUAACCGUAUAUGAACUCUCAGACUCUAGGAAAACCCCAUUCCUCAUUCUUCCAAAGAUAAGGAAAGUAAGCAGGCACAAACAUGACAAAGAGUUUUUCUGCUUAGAAUACGGCACCGAGACAGAUCGAUUCAACAUCUUCCUAACCAUUGAAGACAAGAGUGAUGCAGACCAGUGGGAGUUAAAGCUGUGUAACAUAACAGGACAGACACCUCAUAUUCGUCCUAGAGCACAAACUGGAGAUCGACCAAGACGACCUAAUAAUAAAACUAGAAUUGAUCCUCUUUCAAGUCCGUCCGCGCCCGAAGGCUUCAGUUUGGCCGAGCAAGAUGGAGGCGAUGUGCCCCCUACCAACGACGACGCUACGGAUGAAACUAGUCGAAGAGAUGGCCAAAGAACUCCCAGGGAGAGUCACUUGGGAGAUGUCGUGGGUUAUGAGACUGUCAGCCCUAAUCCUCCUAACUCACCAAAUAGUGGUCUUAUCGACGAAAUUUACAAUAAAGACUGUACGGACAUCGUCCUCGAAAAGACCAUUUUGAAGCUGAAGGAAUAUCAGCAGCAGGAACAACAACACCAACAUGAAACUAACGAUGACAGAUCAAGCGAGAUAUUGCCUCUUGAGUCAAGAGAUAGAAUGGAUAUUUCACAAUCCUCAGAUCAACCGUCUUCGGGAUCAGUCGACUUCGGGAUGAGUCGACCUGGUCCACUUCGUCCUACAGAACCAGCCUACCAAUGCACGCACUUAGAGAUUGAAUGCAGUCAAGAGAAUUCGAGUCUCACCAUCAACAAGAAAGACUUAGACACUGGCAAACUCAAGGACAUGUUUAUCUGUUACCGGGGAUCUGUGUACUUAAAGUCUUGUCCGGAAAUUCUACAAAGUCAGCUGUUUCAGGGGACCCGUAUCUUGCAGGUGAAUAAACAAAAACUUGUCGGUGCUAGAGCAGCAGAUAAAGCAAUUGACUACAUCGAAUCCAGCGCAGGACAAACGGUGGAUUUGUUGGUGCAGUUGUUCCCUCUUGGGGUACGAGUGCGGUUAUGUGUUCAAUCUGUAGCAGCUCUAGGCAUUACCCUCCAUGGAAACGAGAUCAUGAGUAUGAAUGAAGAUGGUGUAAUGAGUAGGAUAGCUGAUGGUCUGAGGUGCGUCUGUCCAGCUCUCUCCACUACUGACAUGCCUAGCCCAUCUGCUGAACAGCGAUCCAUUACAGCUAUAGGAGACCGUCAUGUACCAUUCGACGCUACUUCAGAAGUGGUUAAAUAUAUGUUAGAUUCUGCAAUCAAAAGUGGCAACGGAAAUUUAGUUCUACAGCUCCAGCCAACAGAGUUCUGCCAAGCCAUAGCUCAUAAUGCCUUACAGAGAUGUAUUGCAGAGGACCCUGAUGCUAUACUCAACCCCAGACCACACCGUAGACCAUCACUAGUUCAGAGUCUCAUGAGUAACCUUCCUUCUUAGGGCUGAAUGGAGAGCCAAGCAACAACAAUCGAGAGGAUUUUCUAAAGUUCUUGACUUUUGUUGCUUGUUUCAUUAUCCAUGCUGACAUAGAUCUCAUGCACUCGUUGAAUGCCGAACUCCGCAAAAGUGUUACAUUUCGGAAGAAUAAUAAGACACAUUUUCUUCUUAUUAAGAUGAAGCUGAUCGUUGAUGUGUGUUUGUGAGUUCUGCUCUCCAUUUUGUCGGCCAUGAGUCUGUCUUAAAUCGAAGUUUGCAUCUAUAACGAACAAACGGUCAAUGCAAUAACUUGAUUCUGCAUUACACAUGCAUCCCUAUAUAGGGUAAAUGGUGCUGGUCUUCAUGAGUUUUGUAAAUACCUUCUAUUCAUUUGGAGGAAGUCAUUUCUGAGGUUCUGCCUUAAUGACAUACAUGUACUCUCUGUAUUGCAAACUGUUCAGGUUUAGAACGUAUUAAUGUAUAUCAAUUAAAAUAAAUAUACUAAAUCUUUUCGUCUUGAAUUGAUGAUGAUAUAUACUCUAAAUUGAUAUUAUCCAUUAACUGAUAGUAAGAACGAAAAGGAGAACUACACCAUUAUAUUCAUUCUAGUGAUGAAAAGUUUCUGAGGUAUGGUGUAGAAAAUUGAUCAAACUGUAAUUUCAAAACAUCAGGUUCCUGAAUAGGCCUUGCAAGUUUCAUGUUAUAUUUUAUCGAUACGAUCUAAUGCAAUUUGAAAUCACAAACAUUAAAGUUUGCGAGCAUAAGACUCUAUACCAUGUACGAUUAAAUGAUAAUGUAAUUAUUUUUGUCUCUCGAGAUAAUUCUCACAUCUGUAUAUAAAUAAUAUUGAGAGAUAUUAAUGUAUCGAGACCUUUUGCUUUUUUCGAUCAAAUCUCAAAGCCCUUCUAAAGUGUUGGGAGCCCAAAUUCGACAAAAAAAUUAUGGUAAAAUUUCA
Molecule: messenger RNA, 2963 nt
Organism: Strongylocentrotus purpuratus (purple sea urchin)
Lineage: Eukaryota; Metazoa; Echinodermata; Echinoidea; Camarodonta; Strongylocentrotidae
Exons: 11
Coding region: 419-2032 (537 amino acids)
Source: RefSeq, a predicted model, not a curated record